GUCAAAUAAUUGUUUUCGUGGGUCAGAUUGAGAGUUUAUUUCAAUUUGUAACAAUAAAUUAGAGUUGCAAAUGCUGUUAUAGAUAAAAUGAGUGAUUUUGCAAACGCCACGGAGGCGGCGUCGCUUGCUGUUCGGUUCGAUCAAGCAGGGCAAAUAGAUAAAGCGGUAGAAUGUUACCGAACUGCUGCGAGACUAUUGGAUCGAGUUCGCGAUCAAGUUCCUCUAGAACGGCAAACAGAACUACGUGAUAAAGUACGGGAAUAUCUUCACAGAGCUACCCUCUUGCAGGAACAAAAAGACAAUGCACAGCAAGCGGAGAGUGAGCGAGGCCUGCAGCAAUGCUACUUCCUAUUGCAGCAAGCUUUGGAUGCUGAUGAAGCUGGUCUGGAGGACCUGGCGCUGCAGCUGUACACUCAGGCUGUGGAGCUGGCCGUUACUAUAAAAUCAACUGACCCAGACAUACAGACAAAAGUAAAGAAUCUAGCCAGGCAGGCACUGGACAGAGCUGAGGAGUUGAAGGGGAUCAAUAAAAUAGGAUCCAUGUCAUUAAACGAAGCUAAGAGGCCGCCACCAAACAAGGCCCAGCUGCAAAGAGAACAAAGCGUGCACCUCAAAGUGACCGGGAAGCAGGUUUACACGAACGAAGAAAAGGAGGUCCUGAGACAGACGUCUAAUAUAAACAGUAACUGCUUUCUGCCGUUCAUGGAUAUCGAUCUAUCAGAAAAGUUUCAAUACGCCAUACCCUUCGAAGACCGAGCGAGCGAACUAAAGCUAUCGUCCAAGCAAGCCAGCGAGUUCGAGCGCUGGGUGCGGCCGCACGAGAUUUGCUCAGACCCUAAAAUGAUUGUCGGCGACCAUGUGGAUUGCUUUAGCAUUAAACAAACUAUUGUGUCAGACUGUUCAUUCGUGGCUUCACUCGCCGUCAGCGCCCUCUAUGAGAUGCGGUUCAACAAGAAGAUCAUAACCUCCAUCAUAUAUCCGAAGAAUAAGAAUAAGGAUCCAGUGUAUAACCCGUUUGGGAAGUAUAUGGUUAAGCUGCACCUUAAUGGAGUUAGAAGAAAGAUUAUAAUAGACGAUCGCCUACCAUACAGUCGCUACGGCCGCCUGUUGUGUUCGUACUCUAGCAAUAAGAAUGAAUUUUGGGUGUCGCUGCUCGAGAAGGCUUAUAUGAAAGUCAUGGGGGGAUAUGACUUCCCGGGGUCUAAUAGUAAUAUAGAUCUGCACGCGCUGACGGGCUGGAUUCCGGAGCGGUGUGCGAUCCGGAGCGAACCGGACUUCAACGCGGACGCCCUCUAUGAGACGAUACGGACAAGAUUGCAACGGGGCGAGGUACUGGUGACAGCGGCAACAGGCACUCUGAGUGACGCGGACGCGGAACGCACAGGUUUGGUGCCCGCGCAUGCGUACGCCGUGCUCGAUGUCAGACUCGCUAAUGGUGUAAAACUACUGAAGCUCAAAAACCCCUGGUCCCAUCUCCGCUGGCGCGGGAACUACUCAGAACUCGACACUCACCAUUGGACUCAGGACCUGCGCUCACAACUGAACUAUGACCCUGACAGUGCAGCCCAGUACGACAAUGGAGUGUUUUGGAUAGACUACGCGAGCAUAUUGAACUUUUUCGAUGUGUUCUAUCUGAAUUGGAACCCGGAUAUAUUCCAGUACACUUAUUGUAUACAUCAAAAAUGGGACGCCGGCAACGGUCCCGUCAAAGACGCUUACAACAUCGGCGAAAAUCCUCAGUUCUCCCUUCACGUUCAGGGCAAAGGGGCCGUCUGGUUGUUAUUAACGAGACAUAUCACGCAGAUCGACGACUUUAGGGACAAUAAGGAGUAUAUCACGCUGUUGGUAUAUAAGAAGAAUGGGAGGCGAGUUUAUUAUCCAUACGACCCUCCCCCCCACAUAGAUGGCGUCCGUAUCAACAGCCCCCACUACCUCUGCAAGAUCAUCGUUGGCGAAACUAGUGCCGACAAGUACACGCUAGUCGUCUCUCAGUACGAGAAAUCUAGGACGAUAUAUUAUACGCUACGCGCGUAUGCCACUUGUCCUAUAUCUAUGGAGAAGUUGGAGAGCUAUCGGUAUACGAAAACUAUCGCCGGUGAGUGGGUGGGGCGGAGCGCUGGUGGCUGUGAAAAUCAUCGCGACACCUACAGAUAUAACCCCAAGAUCUACAUAACCGUACCAGAGAGCAGAGUUCCCUGCCGUGUGGUGGCGCAGUUAAAGGGUCCCAAGCAAUACCAGAUGGGUAUGGACGCGCGCGUGGAGUCCCUUGUCGACCCUACCGUCACAGCGCCCUUUGUCAAAGAAUCUUCAGGCGCUUACAGAUCGGGUUUCGUAGUUCUGGAGCUGCCCGUGCUGCCAACCGGGCGGUAUACCAUAACGCCGUCCACAUACUAUCCCGCUCAGGAGGGCCCGUUCCUCCUGGAGCUCAAGUCUACUAUAGAGUUGGCGUGCGAGACAAGCAGCUAGGCGCGGCGAAGCAGGGUGAAGACUGACAAUACUAUAUAUUAAUACAGUGACCUGAUUCACCACAGUGACACUUCAUCAUUACUGAAAUGAAAUGAAGUAUUUAGGUGUCCGUGCCUUCGCUUGAACCACUAAUGAGAUUAACACCUUCAUAACUUUUUUUAAUAUAGUUUUACUAUAUAAAUGUCAAAAUGAUUGUACACAACCGUUUGUUUCUUAAUAAACAAUAAAUAAAUAAAAUAAAUAAAUAACUCAGCCCUAAUCGAGUGAAUUCCUCGACUAGUAGCGCCAUCUGGCGCGCCAGUCAAGUACUAGUGUCGCCCGGUUACCAGCGCAUGUAUGAAAUAUUGACGCUGAAUGAGUAGUAAUACUAAUAAUGUUACUGAGAGUUAAUUGCACCACCGAACCCACCAUUUUAUAUGGAGUUUCACAGGUUGACAGCCCACCAACCUUCAGUUAGGCACUGGUCCCACCGCGAGCUAGUAAGCUAUGAGCUACCGGUUAUAAAAACGAACAAGCUAGUAAGCUAUGAGCUAUCGGCU
This is a messenger RNA of Leguminivora glycinivorella, 3005 nucleotides long. RefSeq names its product calpain-7-like. The transcript has 15 exons. Gene Ontology annotation, biological process: proteolysis. Bases 88 to 2466 code for a protein of 792 amino acids. Lineage: Eukaryota; Metazoa; Arthropoda; Insecta; Lepidoptera; Tortricidae. Gene Ontology annotation, molecular function: calcium-dependent cysteine-type endopeptidase activity. The record is from RefSeq and is a predicted model, not a curated record.